GCGGGAGAACUUCCUUCAUUCGCCUGAAACGUCUCUUUGCUAGCGCAUCCAAGCCACGUGAAGAAAUCAUGGACAAGCCAGUAGUUUUGGCUCGUGUUAUAAAAGUCCUGGGAAGGACUGGUUCGCAAGGGCAGUGCACCCAAGUGAAAGUUGAAUUUUUGGGUGAACAAAACAGACAGAUAAUCAGGAAUGUGAAAGGGCCUGUACGAGAAGGCGAUCUAUUAACCUUGCUGGAAUCUGAACGUGAAGCAAGAAGACUUCGAUAAGCACAUAUGGAGAAUUAAUUGCCAGCACAUGAACGUCACCAAUAGUGUCUGGACUCUAACGAUACAAUUCAUUCCAUCAAUAAAAAUGGGGACUAUCCAACUAUUCCAGUAGCACGAGCUGCCUUCGUUCAAAAAAUCCCUGUCAAUGAAGAUGUUUCCAACUUCUGUAAUAAAUACUGGCUGAUAUUUGAUUGAA
Bombus pyrosoma is the source of this 462-nucleotide messenger RNA. RefSeq names its product 40S ribosomal protein S28. Gene Ontology annotation, molecular function: structural constituent of ribosome. Gene Ontology annotation, cellular component: ribosome; cytosolic small ribosomal subunit. The transcript has a single exon. The coding region runs from base 69 to 266 and encodes 65 amino acids. Gene Ontology annotation, biological process: translation; ribosomal small subunit assembly; maturation of SSU-rRNA. The record is from RefSeq and is a predicted model, not a curated record. NCBI's taxonomy places the organism in Eukaryota, Metazoa, Arthropoda, Insecta, Hymenoptera, Apidae.